AUGAAGAGUUUUGUAGAGGUUCCUGCUAAUUCCGACUUUCCCAUUCAAAAUUUGCCUUUUGGCGUCUUUUCGACCUGCGAGAAUCCGACGCAUAGAAUCGGAGUCGCCAUUGGAGAGCAGAUCUUAGAUCUUUCGGCUGUUGAUGAUUCGAUCUGGGCCGGCAUUGACGCCAACUUGCCAUCUGCGUUCAAACAGCCAGUCCUCAAUGACUUCAUGUCAAUGGGUCGAUCUGUCUGGUCUGCAGUAAGAAAAACUCUCCAGGAUGAUCUUCUUGCUGAAGGGUCAUCAAGUCAAGAAAAAAUUGCUGCUUGCUUGAUCCCGCAAGCGACUGCUAAAAUGCACUUGCCUGCAAAGAUUGGGGACUACACUGAUUUCUACUCAUCGGUUCAUCAUGCAACGAAUGUUGGAAUCAUGUUUAGAGGGAAGUUUUUGUUAUAA
Oikopleura dioica is the source of this 438-nucleotide messenger RNA. The record is from the annotation of a GenBank genome assembly. NCBI's taxonomy places the organism in Eukaryota, Metazoa, Chordata, Appendicularia, Copelata, Oikopleuridae.